CGUUCCUCCGCGAUUCUCUGCACCUGACCUCUUCCUUUUUCUUCCUGCCCUUCCGCCUCGCAGCUCCCCCACCUCCCAUUUGCCUCCGGCCUUGCGCAGGCCCUGUGGGUGGCUGUGGGCGCUCACCAAUCCCAUUCCCAUCAACACCGGCUGCUGCUUGUAGAAGAAGAAGAACAAGAGUAAGGUAGCCUCUGUUCGGUCUUGAGGUUUCCCCACUGGUCGGACGGGACGAGGAGCGAUGGCGUUCCAAGGGACGACGACCAAGUGCACGGCGUGCACCAAGACGGUGUACUUGGUCGAAAAGCUCACCGCCGACAACCGGGUCUACCACAAGGCCUGCUUCAGGUGCCACCAUUGCAAGGGCACAUUGAAGCUGGGAAACUAUAAUUCCUUUGAGGGAGUCCUGUAUUGCAGACCUCAUUUUGAUCAAAUCUACAAAUCAACUGGCAGUCUGGACAAAAGCUUUGAAGGGACCCCAAAGGUUGUCAAACCGGAAAAGUUUGUCGAUAACGAGAAUGCAAACAAGGUAUCAAGUGCUUUUGCUGGCACCAGAGAGAAGUGUGUUGGUUGCAAGAAGACUGUAUAUCCAAUCGAAAGGGUCACGGUCAAUGGCACCGCAUAUCACAAGAGCUGCUUUAAAUGUUCUCAUGGAGGAUGCACCAUCAGCCCUUCAAACUACAUUGCACAUGAGGGGACGUUAUACUGUAAGCAUCACCACAUCCAGCUAAUCAAGCAGAAAGGGAAUUACAGCAAACUUGAGGAUGAGAAAGAGAAGACUUCGGAUGAGGCAGCAUCUCCUCCCCAAGAGGAAGAAUCUGAUGCAUGAUCGAUCUCCACAAAUGCUGUCUCUUUUUGCUUUCUUUUUUACUGCUGCAUCCCUUCGAGAGCGAUAUCCUUGGUUUUUGGAUGAAAUGCUGUUGAUCACAAA
Messenger RNA from Musa acuminata subsp. malaccensis (wild Malaysian banana), 928 nucleotides. Its product is annotated as LIM domain-containing protein WLIM1. The record is from RefSeq and is a predicted model, not a curated record. Gene Ontology annotation, cellular component: actin cytoskeleton; plasma membrane. Gene Ontology annotation, molecular function: actin filament binding. Gene Ontology annotation, biological process: actin filament bundle assembly. Lineage: Eukaryota; Viridiplantae; Streptophyta; Magnoliopsida; Zingiberales; Musaceae.